AUGCCCACCGAAUCAACCCCACCAGUCCCACCCCAACAACCUCCAUCUUCUCAAGGUAACAUCAUCAAAUGUACAAUCUGCGGUACUGGUUCACUAGCUUCUCCUUCUCGCAAUCCUACCAACGAUGUAGUCGUCUUAUCCGACCCUAUCGAACGGAUAUGUGGUGGAUGUACUCGAGCGACACAACUCCGUGUCGACUCGCAACGACAAGAUUAUGUGGAGGUUGAUCAUCGUACCUCCGUCAAUGUGGAUUUAGAACAGCACAUCUCAACCCUCAGAGUGGACGAUGCUGGGGGUAGAGAGGCGAGUUUGGAGGAGAAUCAUCAGGACUUUCUGCCCUCUUCACAAGAUUCAAACACGAGAAUCGUCAAUAAUGUCAUUCUUCCACUCAAUCCAUCACAUCAAUCAUUACAACCUCAAUCACUCCCCACUCAACCGAUACAAGCAUGGGUGACUUCAAACCAUCCACAGACUCCACAUCAUGUCGCCUCCCCACAAACAUCCAUCUCUCCUCACAAUUCUUUCCCUGUCAAUGCCGCCUCAAGUGUUGCGUCUGGACCCACGUCCGCGCCCACACACGACACCAUCAUUCCGUCCAAACAUAUCAAUCACCCUCCCAACCCGACCCAACUCCCUCGUCUUCUCAGUGAAGACAACUUGGGACACAGCUCUCAAAACAAACUACCCGACCCUCUUCUCGAUAUCACAUCCACACGUAUCCCUUCUAUAGGCAGAGGCGCCCUUCAUCCCGGCUCCAUCUUCCGUGGCACCCAAACUUCCGGAAGAUCGGCGUAUGACGUCGAAGUAAAGCUUCUAGAUGUAAACUUUACCGAAUCGACAUUAUCAGGUUUUCUUUCCAUUUCUCAUCUGACCGACGCUCAUCCUCAACUCACCACAUUUUUCACGGCUGAAAUCAUCGGACCACAAUUCGGUUUCAUUACCGGUACGAGAUACGGUGCUACGGAACAUGAUGAUAUGAGACAUUGGGGUAGGUUUGAGCAAUUUAGAAGACCAGCUACGAAGGCGGAUAUAGUGAGAUCGGAGAUGUUAUUCAGGGAUCCGAUACCGGAUAGAAGUAGGGGGGAGAGUACAGCUAAAGAAAGGGAUUUUGUUUUUUUAAGGAUUAAGGAAAGGUUUUUAGUACCGGAUCAUACUGUCAAAGAUAUCUCUGGUGCAAGUUUUGCUGGCUUUUACUUCGCAAUGGUUGAUCUUUCUCCCACGUUAGGCCAAGAAACUCAACUCUGUCCCCCUUCCCCCAUCCCUGCUUCCGCCAGCGUUGUGGUCCCCGGUAAUCGACCGCCAGUCUCACCUCUAUCACCCACAAGUCCAAUGGCUCGCCGAGCUUCAGCGGGGAAUUUAGAUAGUAGGUCAUCGAGUGUUGGGGAUGUACCACGAAGACGAAGAGAGAGCUCUGGGAAAAUAGCUGCUAUGACGCCUAGGGGAGAGGCUACCUUACGGGGGUACUACUUUCAUUCCCUCAAUCAAGAACCUUUCCAAGAGUUGUAUUUGACUCAUGUACCAAAUCGAAGUCGUAGUGCUGUGGAAUUACGCUGA
This is a messenger RNA of Tremella mesenterica DSM 1558, 1554 nucleotides long. RefSeq lists its product as uncharacterized. Gene Ontology annotation, biological process: protein catabolic process in the vacuole; negative regulation of gluconeogenesis; protein targeting to vacuole. Gene Ontology annotation, cellular component: extrinsic component of membrane; GID complex. The record is from RefSeq and is a predicted model, not a curated record. The transcript has 3 exons. Bases 1 to 1554 code for a protein of 517 amino acids. NCBI's taxonomy places the organism in Eukaryota, Fungi, Basidiomycota, Tremellomycetes, Tremellales, Tremellaceae.